Messenger RNA from Parascedosporium putredinis, 561 nucleotides. Lineage: Eukaryota; Fungi; Ascomycota; Sordariomycetes; Microascales; Microascaceae. The record is from the annotation of a GenBank genome assembly.
AUGGCUUCAGAAAGACCACCCAAGGAUCUCCGGCCCAUCAACCGGUUCAUCACCACCCACGACGCGCAAGGAAAGACCACAUUUUCCGACGCCGUCCCCGAGCAGGCUCCUUUCGAGGCCCUCCCCGAUGGCGCCGAGUUCUGCCUAGGCUACGCGACCAACCAGUUUCCAGUGCCGCUCGCCGAUGAUGGCGACGUCAAGACAUAUCAACACUACACCGAGAAUCUCCCCGGAGUAACCAUCGGCACGGGGACCGUACUGCGCGUUGUCGACAUGGCCCCUGGUGCACUGUCGCCAAUGCACCGAACCAUCAGCCUCGACUACGGCGUGGUGCUCGAGGGAGAAAUCGACCUCGUCCUAGAUUCGGGCGAGUCGAGGCACAUGAAGAGGGGAGACAUAUCCGUGCAGCGGGGCACCAACCAUGCGUGGAGGAACAGGAGCGAAACAUCGUGGGCGAGGAUGCUCUACGUCCUCCAGCCGGCGGAGAAGCUCAUAGUCAAUGGCGAGGAGCUCAAGGACAACAGCAGGGAGACGAUUCCUGGUUACGAGGAUAAGCCAUGA